AUGGCCACCCUCCCGCCGGCGGCCGCCGCCCCCGCGGGGCUCCCCGGCUCCCCGACGUCGCCGCCCCCUCCCUUUCCCGAGCCCCCGUCCCCCAUCCCGCCGUCGCCGGCGGCCCCGGGCCCCGGCGUCUCCUUCCACAUCCAAAUCGGGCUGACCCGGGAGGUGGUGUUACUGCCGGCCGCCUCCGAGCUCGCUCACGUCAAACAGCUCGCCUGCUCCAUCGUGGACCAAAAGUUCCCGGAAUGCGGCUUCUACGGCCUCUACGACAAAAUCCUGCUCUUCAAGCACGACCCCGCCUCGGCCAACCUGCUGCAGCUCGUGCGCUCCGCCAACGACAUCCAGGAGGGCGACCUGGUGGAGGUGGUGCUGAGCGCCACUGCUACCUUUGAGGAUUUUCAGAUCCGCCCUCACGCCCUCAACGUCCACUCGUACCGCGCUCCGGCCUUCUGCGACCACUGCGGGGAGAUGCUCUUCGGCCUCGUCCGCCAGGGCCUCAAGUGUGACGGCUGCGGGUUGAACUACCACAAGCGAUGUGCCUUCAACAUCCCCAACAACUGCAGCGGUGCCCGCAAGCGGCGCCUGUCCUCCACCUCCCUCGUCAGCAGUCAGUCCCUGCGCCUUCUCACCACUGAAUCCCUGCCCUGUGGCACCGACGAGCUGACCCGCAGCUCCACUGAGUCCUUCCUGCGCCGCCCGGCCUCUUCCUCCUCCUACAUGGGCCGCCCCAUCGAGCUGGACAAACUGCUGUUGUCCAAAGUCAAGGUCCCGCACACCUUCCUGAUCCACAGCUACACUCGACCCACCGUCUGCCAGGCCUGCAAGAAGCUGCUCAAGGGCCUCUUCCGGCAGGGCCUGCAGUGCAAAGAUUGCAAGUUUAACUGCCACAAGCGCUGCGCCAUCCGAGUCCCCAAUGACUGCCUGGGGGAGACCUUACUCAAUGGAGACGUGCCUAUGGAGGAUGCCAGUGACUUCAGUGACUCCGACAAGAGUUCUCUGAUGGACGAGUCAGACGAUUCGGGAGUCAUCCCCGGCUCCCACGCGGAGAACGAGCUGCGGGCCGCUGAGGAGGAGGGCGACGACAACAAGGCCCAGAGCUCCAUGGGCUACAUCCCAUUGAUGCGCGUGGUCCAGUCGGUGAGGCACACGACCCGCAAGUCCAGUACAACGCUCAAAGAAGGCUGGGUCGUCCACUACAGUAACAAAGACACCUUGAGGAAGCGACAUUACUGGCGUCUGGACUGCAAGUGCAUCACCUUGUUCCAGAACAACACAGCCAACCGCUACUACCGGGAGAUCCCACUCUCGGAGAUCCUGGCUGUGGAGCCGGCUCAGAACUUCAGCCUCGUGCCCCCGGGCACCAACCCCCACUGUUUCGAGAUCGUCACCGCCAAUGCCACCUACUUUGUGGGCGAGACCCCCGCCGCGGCCCCCGGCGGGCCCAACCCCUGCGGACCGGGGGCAGAGACGGGCCGGGGCUGGGAGAGCGCCAUCCGCCAGGCCCUGAUGCCCGUCAUCCUGCAGGACGCUCCCAGCGCGCCCGGCCACGUGCCACACCGACAAGCGUCUCUGAGCAUCUCCGUAUCUAACAGCCAGAUCCAGGAGAAUGUGGAUAUCGCCACCGUCUACCAGAUCUUCCCGGAUGAAGUGCUGGGGUCCGGGCAGUUUGGAGUCGUUUACGGAGGAAAACAUCGGAAGACGGGCCGGGACGUGGCGGUGAAGGUGAUUGACAAACUGCGCUUCCCCACCAAGCAGGAGAGCCAGCUGCGCAACGAGGUUGCCAUCCUGCAGAACCUGCGUCACCAGGGAAUCGUAAACCUGGAGUGCAUGUUCGAGACACCGGAGAAGGUGUUUGUGGUGAUGGAGAAGCUGCACGGAGACAUGCUGGAGAUGAUCUUGUCCAGCGAGAAGGGGCGGCUCCCGGAGAGGCUGACCAAGUUCCUCAUCACCCAGAUCCUGGUGGCCCUGCGGCACCUGCACUUCAAGAACAUCGUUCACUGCGACCUGAAACCAGAGAACGUCCUGCUAGCCUCUGCUGACCCCUUCCCCCAGGUGAAACUCUGUGACUUUGGCUUCGCCCGUAUCAUCGGGGAGAAGUCAUUUCGGCGGUCGGUGGUGGGCACCCCGGCCUACUUGGCGCCCGAGGUCCUGCUCAACCAGGGCUACAACCGGUCCCUGGACAUGUGGUCCGUGGGCGUCAUCAUGUACGUCAGCCUUAGUGGCACCUUCCCCUUCAACGAGGACGAGGACAUCAGCGACCAGAUCCAGAACGCUGCCUUCAUGUACCCCUCCAGCCCCUGGCGCCAGAUCUCCGCCGAAGCCAUCGACUUGAUCAACAACUUGCUGCAGGUGAAGAUGCGCAAACGCUACAGCGUGGACAAGUCCCUGAGCCACCCUUGGCUCCAGGACUACCAGACCUGGCUGGACCUGCGGGACCUGGAGGGCAAGAUGGGCGAGUGUUACAUCACUCACGAGAGCGAUGAUGCCCGGUGGGAGCGCUUUGCCGAGGAAUACGGCCUGCCCUACCCCUCACACCUCCGGGGACGGGGCCAGGGGCAGGAGGAAGAGGAUGGGGACGGGGAGCGGGAGGGAGGCCGGGGCAGGCAGUCGGAGGACCGUGAGAUGCAGGGGCUGACAGAGCGGGUCAGCAUCCUGUGA
This is a messenger RNA of Tachyglossus aculeatus (Australian echidna), 2655 nucleotides long. RefSeq names its product protein kinase D2 (gene PRKD2). NCBI's taxonomy places the organism in Eukaryota, Metazoa, Chordata, Mammalia, Monotremata, Tachyglossidae. The record is from RefSeq and is a predicted model, not a curated record. Gene Ontology annotation, biological process: protein phosphorylation. The transcript has 18 exons. The coding region runs from base 1 to 2655 and encodes 884 amino acids. Gene Ontology annotation, molecular function: ATP binding; protein serine/threonine kinase activity.